UGGAGAUGGUCUAAGAUGAAUCUCCUCAAAAUAUCCAAACACCAUCGCCAACAAGCUGAAGAAGAGGACCAAGAAUCAUCUCCGGCGAUGGCUCAUGACGCCCCCAUCGUUUCCCCCUACAACGCCCGAAUCCGGCUGCUGCUGGACACCGUAGACAAGCUGCGCCACCUCAAGAUCAUGCAGGAAGACAUCCAGCUGCCCACCAUCGUUGUCGUCGGCGACCAGUCCUCCUUGACUCUCGUCAUCAAGAAGAAAGCCAACGUCGUCGACGAGAUCAUGUACACCACUCAGGAAAUCGCCGGCAAAGGGAAGGGGAUCUCCAACACCCCCUUGACUCUCGUCGUCAAGAAGAAAGGCGUCCCCGACCUCACCAUGAUCGAUCUCCCCGGAAUCACUAGGGUUCCGGUCAAGGGCCAGCUUGAGGAUAUCUCCGAACAGAUCUCCAACAUCAUAAUGAAGUACAUUACGCCCAAGGAGAGCAUAAUUUUAAACGUUCUAUCCGCCGGCGUCGAUUUCCCAACGUGUGAGUCGAUUCGGAUGUCACAAAAAGUGGACAAAACAGGGCAGAGGACUCUCGCCGUCGUCACGAAAGCUGAUAAGUCUCCAGAGGGGCUGCUCGAGAAGAUCGUCGCAGAUGACGUCAACAUCGGCCUCGGCAACGUCUGCGUCAGGAACCGCAUUGACGACGAGUCUUAUGAAGAAGCUCGGGAUGAAGAAGCCAACCUCUUCGACAAUAAUCCCCUGCUUUUGAGGAUUGAUAAGUCCAUUGUUGGGAUUCCUGCUUUGGCAGAGAGGUUGACGACGAUUCAGGCCAACAUUAUCGUCAAAUGCUUGCCUGAGAUCCUGCGGAAGAUCAACGAGAAGCUCUCGGCCAACGUCGAGGAGUUGAAUAAAAUGCCCAAGCAUCUGAGCUCCAUCGCUGAAGCAAUGACUUCUUUCAUGAACAUUCUCGGCUCCGCGAGAGAAUCCUUGAGGAAGAUCUUGUUGCAGGGCGAGUUUGAUGAGUUUCCAUCAAAUGGUGAUAUGCACGCUACUGCAAGACUAGCUGAAAUGCUCAACAAAUACUCAGACGAACUGCGCUCUGCAAAAUCCGCUGUUGAUCUAUGUAUUCUUUCUAUCUUCCCCCUUUCUUUUAUUAGUCGUAUCGAUACUCGGUUCCCGCUAUUACUAGUGUCGGAACCGGGCUGCGACAAUGGUGCUGCACUUGCUCUUCAGCAUGCAGAAGCUGGUGAAUAGGGAGAUGCAGAAGGAGAUCAUCGAUGAGCUGAUGGGGCCGCAGGGGAAUGGGCUGGAGAGAAUGCUGGAGGAGCUACCGUCGGUGUCGGAGAAGAAGAAGAAGAAGCUGCACAACAGCAUCGGCUUGCUCAAGCAGUCCAAGGAUAUCGUUGCUGGUAUCAUGGAUCAGAUUUCUGUCGAUUUUGAUUGACUCAGUCUGAGUGUGGAGAUGUAAUGAAUCUUAAUCACGCAUCGUUUCACUAUUAUGUUAAAUAAGAAUGCUUAUUGUGAUUUAGUUUCAUUUUAAUUGAAUUACGAUUUAUAAGAAGGCUUAUUUAAGCGAA
Molecule: messenger RNA, 1559 nt
Organism: Salvia miltiorrhiza (redroot sage)
Lineage: Eukaryota; Viridiplantae; Streptophyta; Magnoliopsida; Lamiales; Lamiaceae
Product: dynamin-related protein 4C-like
Exons: 1
Coding region: 16-1236 (406 amino acids)
Cellular component (GO): microtubule; cytoplasm; membrane
Molecular function (GO): GTPase activity; microtubule binding; GTP binding
Source: RefSeq, a predicted model, not a curated record